UAAUGGAGCUAUCAGAAUUGAUCGAAGUAACCCGAGUACGCGACGCAUUCAUGCGAAAAGGCCCGAGACCGGCGCAAGUUGGAGAUAUCUGCAUUUUCGGUCAUCAUCUGAUCUUCGCACCAACUACAGUCGGCAAAGAAGUUCCAGACAAUGCAGAAGAGUUCUGGCUUCUGCAUAAAGCCGUCGAUCGAGUACUUUGUGAGCCAAUUUCCAAGGAAAAUCCACAGAGAGGAGGGCUUCUGGCGCUGAAAUGCAAAAAUUUCCUAUUGAUUAUUUUCGAAAUUGGAGAUUUGGAAAUUUGCAGAGCAACGGCGAGAACAAUUGAAUCUUUGUCGAAUAUUAACGGCUUCCUCCACGACUACGCAUUCUUCUACAACUCCCCAUUCACAAUUCUCGACGAUGGCUGGAGCGCAUUCGAUCUGGAGCAAGAGUUCGCAAGGCUUAUGCUCUCCACAGAUGCGUUUCGAAUUUCCAGUGUUAACGAGAAUUUUGCGAUUUGUCCGACUUACCCGGAAAAACUGAUUGUUCCAAAAGGAAUCGGAGAUGAUUAUUUGAAAAUCUCGGCCACAUUCCGUGAAGGUGGCCGAUUUCCGGUGCUCAGCUAUUUUCAUAAAGAGACCAAAUCGCCGUUGGUCAGAUGCUCUCAGCCAUUGAUUGGGCCGACGAAUCGACGGUGUCGCGAAGAUGAGACGAUCCUGAACUCGAUGAUUACGGUUAAUAGAGGAUAUAUUAUUGAUACUAGGAGUAAAUCAUCGGCUACUGCGGCGAAGGCUAAAGGUGGAGGUGCCGAGCCGCAAGGCAAUUAUAGGCAGUGGAGAUAUAUUCAGUGCCCAAUCCCCCGCCAGCGAGAAAUUCACGAUGCUCUAACACGAAUGGUCGACGUGUGCUCCGAACGAAAAGUGACAUCGGAUCGAUGGGUCAGCCGAGUUGGACAAGCUGGAUGGUUAUCCUCUGUGGCCGCAUCGCUAGAAGCCGCUGCAAAUGUUGCUCAAUGUAUCUAUAAUGAGAGGCUCGAAGAGGUUCCGGUGGUGAUUCACGGUGGAGAUGGACUCGAUUCGACUCUGAUUGCUUCAUCGUUGGCGCAGAUUUUGCUGGAUGCAGAUGCGAGGACGAUCCGAGGAUUCGAAUCAGUAAUCGAGCGAGAAUGGAUCUGCGGCGGACACCCGUUCAGUCUCCGUAACAACCAUUGCGCCUACGCAGAGGGUACUGUAACCGGCCCCUUUGAGUCGCCCGUCUUCCUCGUCUUCCUCGACGCCGUCCAUCAAAUGAUCGCCCAAUAUCCAAUGUCAUUCGAGUUCGACGAGAAUUUUCUCAUCUUUUUGUUCGAGCACGCCUACGCAUCGGAAUUUGGAAGCUUUUUGGGAAAUUGUGAAAAGGAGAAGAAGGAUAACGGAAUCCGAAAAAAGACUGUCUCACUGUGGUCUCAUGUUCACCACCCGGAAAAUAUGAAACAAUUUGUGAAUGUUUGUUACGAUCCGACGCCCGGCGUUAUUUGGCCCAGUAUUGCGCCACAGUGUAUUAAAAUCUGGGAUCGCCUCUUCUUCCGCUGGCAGCGCCCCGACAACAGUUGGUCGACACCCGAAACCGAAACCAUUCAAAGUUUGGCCGAUCAUUGGAAGCUCCGCGAGAAGGAGCUCAUCGCAAAAGCAUCAUCGCUCCGUCGAAGUGUCGUCGAACUUUCGAGAGAACUUCGCGUUUUGUCGCCAAUGUAGUAGUGGAUCUCUUGUUGCAAAUAUUGAAAUUCCCAGUAAAUUGUAGUUGUUCCUCCUGUGUGCAUAAUUUAUUUAUACUAACGCUUUCCACCACUUGUACUGAAAAUUUGAAAAAAUAUGAAAAUUUCUAUG
Messenger RNA from Caenorhabditis elegans, 1844 nucleotides. RefSeq names its product Myotubularin-related protein 9 (gene mtm-9). Bases 3 to 1712 code for a protein of 569 amino acids. Gene Ontology annotation, cellular component: cytoplasm; membrane. The transcript has 5 exons. The record is from RefSeq and is marked reviewed. Lineage: Eukaryota; Metazoa; Nematoda; Chromadorea; Rhabditida; Rhabditidae.